This is a messenger RNA of Blastocystis hominis, 759 nucleotides long. RefSeq lists its product as hypothetical. Gene Ontology annotation, biological process: base-excision repair. The transcript has 6 exons. The coding region runs from base 1 to 759 and encodes 252 amino acids. Gene Ontology annotation, molecular function: double-stranded DNA 3'-5' DNA exonuclease activity; phosphoric diester hydrolase activity; DNA-(apurinic or apyrimidinic site) endonuclease activity. The record is from RefSeq and is a predicted model, not a curated record. Lineage: Eukaryota; Bigyra; Opalinata; Blastocystidae. Gene Ontology annotation, cellular component: nucleus.
AUGAGCGACAUCAGUGCAGACUGUAUUCCAGAAGGCUAUGAUGCAUUUUCUUCCCAUUGUGCACACAAUGGCGGAUAUUCGGGAGUUAUAACUUUUCUUGGUUCGUUCUCUCAACAUCCCAAGUCUACUAUUUAUCAGCGAUACGACAGUGAUUUUGUAAAGUCAGCUGACAUGGAAGGACGAGUUUGCUUUACCUUUUUUGAUAAUUGUGCGAUCUUGAACGUUUACUUUCCUUGUGGCUCUGAAGAAGAUUCAGCUCGUUGUUCUUUUCGCGAGCGUUUUUAUGAGCUUAUAAUGGAUCUUGUAAAGAUCAUCAAAGUCGAUUACCCAAACUGCAUUUUACUUGGCGAUUUCAACACAGCUAUUGCAUGUCGGAUUGGCUGGAGACUCUGUUAUCAUCCGAAGAGUUCUUCCUUUUAUUUGGCCUUCAUGAUUAGAGACGGAGGAUGUGGGAUGAUCGAUUGCUUCCGUGCGCUGUAUCCCUCAGAACGAAAUGCGUACAGCUGCUUCAAUACGAAGCUGAAAGGCCGCAUAAACAACUUCGGAACGCGGAUCGAUUACAUCGUGUGCACGCGUCCGCUGCGAAACUGUUUGGUGGAGUGUGCGAUUCGAUCGGAUGUGACGGGGAGCGAUCAUCUGCCUGUCGUGGCAGAGUUCGAUUUUUCGGUGAAGAGCGAAAGUUCGGUGGUGGGAUUGCGGUCGAAGGUGGGCGAGCAGCCGAAGAUUCUGUCGUUCUUUCGAGUGAAUCGGCGAAUGUAA